AAUCGCACCUUGCAUGUACGAAGCAAUCGCAUACCACAACCCUUCGCCGUCAUCUCAAACCCAAUCUACGGCCUGGCGUGGAGGGUCCAACUUCAACAUCAACGUGACUUCUAGACUGAUACCUACCAUGUCUACUGGGCCGUGAUAGCGCAACUGCUCGGUGCUUCUCUAGACAUCCCGUUGCGUUUGCCUCGAUGGAGGCCACUCCAAGAAUUCGGCGCACGCCGCAAAACACCCAGCACACAUACUCAUUAGGUCGCCGGACACAUGAUGUCAAGAUAUACCCUGUUCAAUCACCCCAAGGAGCGACCAUCCUCAUUUACGGCCACGAAAAUGGCAUCACGGUUGUUUGGCGCGGUGGCCGAAGGCUCAAGCCAAAAAAGCAAUCAGCUACGGACAAACGGAACGGUGCGAAUUCUGACGAUGCUGUCAUGAUCAUUGACUCGGACGACGAGGGCGCGACAGCUGCAGCCACGCCGUAUGUCGACAAGCCCGAGUUUGAAGACGGCCCGACCGCCGACGCCUCUUCCGUUCCCGAAAUCAUUCAAACCCUUGAUCUUGCCUUAGGCAAUGCCGCUCUACAUGUUGCCGUGUUGCCAAUGCCACCGUCCCCAGCGGAGGCAGCCUCCUGGAACGGCGCCCACAUCCUCAGGACCAAGAUCGUCUUCGCCGUAUCAUGUGCGAAUACAGACGCCUACCUGGUUACUCUCCCCUUGACACCUCCUUCGCACGAGAGCAAGGCGAGACCCGAGUUGCGCCAGAAUCUCUUGGCAGGAAAUGCUGGUACGGGGGUGUGGGGAGAAACACUGACUUUGCUUGGUGGACAAAGCCGUCCUUGCGGUGGCCUCGCCAUUACCCUAGUGAAGCACAAGCCGGGUUCCCGGAGCAGGUCGCUCGAGCGUACAGCAGCCCAAACGACACCGGUUACCCGUGCCAUUGUUGCGGCGCACUCGAGAGAAGCAAGCGGCGUGCUCCGUCUCUGGGAUGUCGCCUUGGACGCCAAGCCAGGAGUCACAAACCGGGUCGAACCAUUUCAGACGGAAUACCUCCCCUCACCGCUCACAAGCAUUUCCUUCAACCCAGUCCACAUUACCCAGCUCCUCACCGUAUCCUCGCCACAUGCCGUCCGCAUCUAUGAUUACGCUGUCGCGGCCCUCCCCUCCGACGACACUUCCGAGGGCCCUUUCCCUACCCAGGGCUCUUGGCUUUUAUCCCUCUACCCGCCCUUUACCCGCGGGCCAUCCAUGUCGACCGCGCGGAAGCCGAUUGUGGCAUCUGAAUGGAUUUCACAUGGGGGAGCCGUUCUGACGCUCCUCGCGGAUGGGCAGUGGGGCAUUUGGGACAUUGAUGGUGUAAAUCCGGCGGCCACAACGGGCGGUCUAUUCAGCAAGGCAAGCGCCGGAUUGCGCGGCUCGGCUAUUACGUCGUUUUCUGUAUCCGGCCACCUCGAAGGAACCAGCCCGCUUCGCAACCCUGCUAGCCAAAAGUUCCCUGCCGGGUCCGGCUCGGCUGGUGAAUUGGUUCCCAUGACGCCUCACACGCGGCGCGAUGCUAUCACCUCCACCAUUACUGGCGGGUCAGAAAAGCUGGCAGCCGUGCGUGGCGGCAUUGCGGUCGCAAAACUCCCAGCACAAGGAACAGGACUAGGGGAAGAAAGUGCCAUUCUAUGGCUUGGUGGCGCAGACCCCAUUGUCUGCGUUAUCCCGGUGAUAUCCCGGUUCUGGGACUCCCAGCUUCGCCGUGCCGCCGGCGGCGGUGUGAACCUCUGGAGCGGAGCACAGCCGACCCGCAUGAUCCGUCUUACAGAUCUCCCGAUGGGGCUCCUUGGCGAGCGAUGCACUGGCGCAACUGGCAUCCCUAAACCCAGCCGCAGCACCAUGCCAGCGGCAGCGCAGUCAACGGCAAAGGAAAACGGUUCGAAUCAUGCAGAAGGCCUUCCCAUUGAGGUGCUUCUGCUAGGUGAAAGCCGCGUUGUCAUCGUGCACGAAAGCGAGGAGGCUAGCACGCUCACAACACGCUUGCUCGGCGCCCGGAAGCGAACCCACGCCGACUUUGGCUCGGCCAAGGCUAUUCAGGUUUAUCCGAAACCUGAGCAGCCCAACAGUGUCGCUUUCAACCUUAGCAUCGCGCACCGCCCAAAUAAAGGAGUCUUCCGGUCACAUUCGCGCCCAUCGGUCAAGGGCCUGUUUGACGAGGCCGCAGACGUCAUCCCCUCAACUGAGCAAGCUGACGAGGCAGAGACGGCGCCGUCCAGUCAGCAAGGCCUCGUGUUCAUCAAUGAUCUCAACUAUGCUGCGGACCAACCAGACGACGAAUUCGAGGUUGCCGGGCGCGAUAUUGAGCAAGAGUUGAUGGAUAUCAUGGAGAUUGAUCGCGAGCUGGAGCAGUUGGAGAGUGAGCGCGAACGGGGUACGAAACGGGUCUUUUUCGAGGAGGGCUAGGAUACCAGCUCGGAGAAAUGCGAGGAAGGGCUAGAAGAAGAGAUUUGCACGGAGUAUCAGUACAAAAGGCCCGGUGGACUACCGCAAGAAGCCCAAGAGCGAAGCAAGAUCCGUCGCGUCUUGUUUGAGAGAGGAGCCUCUAACGCUGUCUGAUCGUGUCAAUGCCCGCGUGGAUGGAGACAGCACUGCGACGGGACGACACGAGAGGCCGAAGAGGUUGUAAGAUAUUCAACAGCUGCUAACGCCAGCUACCAUGAAUGUUUAGGACCACGAAAAUGCGGCAUGAUUUUGGUGGCCAGGGCCACACCUCCCUUUGUGAAC
Molecule: messenger RNA, 2762 nt
Organism: Canariomyces notabilis
Lineage: Eukaryota; Fungi; Ascomycota; Sordariomycetes; Sordariales; Chaetomiaceae
Exons: 2
Coding region: 195-2441 (748 amino acids)
Molecular function (GO): protein binding
Source: RefSeq, a predicted model, not a curated record